Saprolegnia parasitica CBS 223.65 is the source of this 3036-nucleotide messenger RNA. RefSeq lists its product as hypothetical. NCBI's taxonomy places the organism in Eukaryota, Oomycota, Saprolegniomycetes, Saprolegniales, Saprolegniaceae. The transcript is spliced from 19 exons. The record is from RefSeq and is a predicted model, not a curated record. Gene Ontology annotation, cellular component: endoplasmic reticulum; ER to Golgi transport vesicle membrane; Golgi stack. Gene Ontology annotation, biological process: intracellular protein transport; membrane fusion; endoplasmic reticulum to Golgi vesicle-mediated transport. Bases 1 to 3036 code for a protein of 1011 amino acids.
AUGCAGCACCUCAUGAAGAAGUUCGUGCAGUCGUCGCUGGACGGCCUGCCACCGCGCCACGACGCCGAGCCCAAGCGGCCGCCCGAGCCGACGGGCCUCGUAACGCCGCCCCGCAUCCCGACGCCACCGACCUCGGGCAGCCGGCGCCACGUGGCCAAGGCCGACGUCACGACCGCGAUCGAGGGCUUCCAGUACGCGAUGCUGCUGGCGGAGCGCAAGGCGUCGUUGACCAAGCUCCAGGCGCUCUGGGACACGGCCGAGAUCCUCGACGAGUACCAUGCGCUUCUGCUGCCCGUCUUGCUGAACGCGCUCGUGACGGACCCGCGCGACACGGAGCUCAUGGAGGCGAUGCUCGAGCUCAUGCAGGCGCUCAUGACCAUGCGGCCGGUCAAUGCGACGCUGCUUCUGAACGAGCCGAAUGCGCUGCGGGAGAUUCUCAACCUCAUGACCGAUCCGUCGCCGUGGAUUCGAGGCCCGACCGUGCAGCUCAUCAAGCGUGUCCAAGAUGGCGACGUCCAGAGCUUUGCGUCUCACAUCCUCGACUGCCACGAAGGGCUGCGGCUACUGCUCGACGUCGUCGAAGACAAGCGAGAGCAUAUUCGUGACACAGCCAUCCAAAUUUUGUUGCAUCUCAUCACGAACCAAAGCACCAUGGCCCAGCGCCACAUCCAGCAGUUCCUGGCUUUUGAGGACGGCUUUGCCCGCUUGUUUCAAAUUGUCGACCUCGAACUUGAGGGGCACGGCUGCGACAGUGCGGUUUUAGUCGACUGCCUCCAAGUGCUCUACCACAUGGUCCACGACAACGUCAACUCGCAGUACCUAUUGUGCCAAACGCCCUUCAUUGCCGCGCUCUUCCCGCUGCUACUAACGGCGCCCCUUGCGCUGGAAGACGCCGACGAGGACGCGCCGACGCCCGCCAUUGACUGGACGCUGCGGCUUCUGCAUGCGCUCAUUGGGCCCGUGUUUCAAGACAUGACGGACUUGGACGAACUGGCCCAGCGCGACCAGGUCAAGCGAAAUGCAGAUAUCCCGAGCCUCCAGAGCUACUUGGCCCAACAGCCCGAUGUGAUCUCGGCGGUCGCCGAGCUUGCGGCCUUUGGCACAACAGCCGACCGCGUCGCCGCCUGCAAGCUGCUGGAAGCAUUUGCGAGAGACCACGAAGGGAACCAGCUGCUCUUGUUGACGCUACCGCUGCGCGAGUCGGCGUACUUUGUGUCGUCCUUGCUGCGUCUCGAUCUGCACCACGAAGAGACGGCGCUGAGCGUGGCGGCGACACGGCUUGUGAGCACGAUAUGGAGUUCGCCGCUCGUGAAAAUCUCACUUUUGCAGCACAUUGCAGCGCCGCCCCACCACGAAAGCGGUCCGAUCACGCCGAUUGGCCAAGAACUCAUUGAUAUUCUGGAGUCGACGAUUGAUGCCAUUCUCGAUGGCACCACGACGGCCACGAUCGAGCUCACGACCCGCGACGCCAUCAAGGUGGCGUGGAAGGCCAUGGCCCGAUGGCGGCAACUCAUUGAUACGGCCGAGUGCCGCGAGUUUGCGCUGCGCAUUCCGAUGGUGGCCAACACGGUCGCGGUGCCGGGCGGACUCUUCCUCAACAAGUGGCUCCACUGGCUCUGCAAAGGGGCUGUCGCCCCCGUCUCCAAGGCCCAGUACCCUCUCUGCGUCGGUUUGUUUCGCGUGCUUCUCGCGUCGAUCGUGCAGUGCCCACGCGCUGUCGCCGAGGUGGCGAGCUCGGUGCCGACGCUGACCUUCUUCUUCGACUGGGCCCGGUCGUCGUCCUCCGUCGAGAGCGCAGACGUCGAGCUCACGGGCCUUUCCGCAGCGGGCAUGGGCAAAAAGCAAUUUCUCAACUUGGUGACGGACCGCGUCGGGCUCCAGCGGCUCACCGACUGCUUUACGCUGCUCCAACAAAGCGAUGCACUGAGCAGUGCGCGGCGCCCCGAUGGUUUCGCCUACCCGCUCUACGACAAGCCGUUCGGGACGCUCUUCAAGCACAUUGCAGAAAAGACGCGGAGUGCCAUCUUGAGCGCCUACAUGGGCGACUCGUCCGACGAAGAUAGCUCGGCGCGGGCGUACCAAGAUCUUAUUCGUAUGCAAGAUGCGCAGCUCACGGAGCUCCGACGCGAGCUUGAAGCCAAGAUUCCCGCCCCUUCGGUCGCCCUCGACGAGGCCCGUGCCCAGAUCGACGAGCUGCGGCGCCAACAGGAAGCAAGUGACACGCGCUUCCGCGGGCUCCGCCACGCGUUCGACCACGUGGAGGCCGAACUCGCUGAGAAGGAGAAGGAGCUCGCAUUGCUGCGGGGGCACGCCCCUGAGGCCCCUCACGCUCCUGCCGCGCCAUCCCAGGCCGCUCGGUCCGUCGCGGACGAGGAGUCGUCGCUUCUGCAGCUGCAGCUCCAGUCGACGAUCGCACGCCUCGAGCGGCAGUGCGCUGAGAAGGACGACGAGCUCGCGGCGCAGCAAGCUAUGAUCGACCGUCUCACGGCCCACAAGGCCGUCCUCGACGCCAAGCAAGCACCCGAAACGGACCACUUAGCAGCUGCACACGCCAAGAUGGACGAGAUGAAGGCCGCGCACACGGCAACGGUUGCGUCGCUCGUUGUGCAGCACGAGCAAGCGCUUCAGCAGCUCCGCGCUGACUGUGAUCUGCGGCUCCAAGAGGAGCUUCGGAGCCAAGGGACUGCGCACCAUGAAUCGACAGAGACGCUGCACUCGUCGUUGGAGUCGCUCGAGCUCGAAAAGGAGACGAUGGCAGCCGAACUCGACCGGCUCCGUACCGAGGUGGUCCAGUUGACGACGACGAAGGACGAGGCGAUCGCGUCGCUCCAAUCUCAAAUUGACGAGCUUCGAGCGGCGCCCACCGAGACGACGAUCGAGAAGGGCGACGGCGACUUGCUCCUCCUCCUCGGCAGCCUCGAGGUUCAGUACCGCAGCUUUCGGGACGUCGUCGAGACAGAGCUCGGUCCUGCCGGCGUCGAGAAGGCGCUGCGAUUGAGCGAGAAACGGGGCGCGCUCCACAAGCUUUUCUCAUAG